AUGGCUGCCAUAGAGUCUAAUGCAACUGCAACAGUUAACUGGGUACCUAUUGAAAUUGCACCCACUGCCAAAACUACCCUGACCUACGACAACAAGUUCGUAUGCACUACUAGUGCCGAUAGUGGCCUGGCUAUCAGCGCCAUUACCUCAUCAGGGUCGUACGUGACUGGGGUCACCUGUAAUGGGCUGACCAUAGCUGAUGCUAACGUGUCGUUCAACGCAAUCGCACCAGAGGGCGACAUUAAGAUUACUGUGGGACAGUACCUGGGUGUCAACACGUACACCGACGGCGAAAGGACAUUUCACGAAAACGGUAUUGUUUACGGAGGACCUUGCUCAGACUCGGAAUUUUGGGGAAUGUCCAUAUUCCAAUCUGACCAGGUUCAUGGGUGUAGCCAGGAAAGUGGUGUAACCAGUGCUACAGCCGUAUACAGAAUAUGGACUCUGGAGGGUAGUUGUAGCGCCACCUGUCAGGUGUAUUUAUAUGAUCACCUGGGUACAUCGACUUAUAAGCUAAAUCCGGGUAUUACUAAUAAUGGUCUGGUUAAGUAA
Oppiella nova is the source of this 552-nucleotide messenger RNA. NCBI's taxonomy places the organism in Eukaryota, Metazoa, Arthropoda, Arachnida, Sarcoptiformes, Oppiidae. The record is from the annotation of a GenBank genome assembly.